AUGGCUCCCCCGGGGCCAGCUCUCCAGGCCAAAAAACAACAGCCCAAAAAUGGAGAGAAGCGCAAAGCCCCUCCCGCCGCCAGCGCGCCCUCCCACUCCCGCAAACGCGCCAAAAUCCAAGAUGCGCGUACGCUCGCCGUCCAGAGCUCUGAAGCCGCCCUCUCCAAGACCGGCGAACUGGAUGUGUCCGCCUUCGUGGCGGCGAGGGAAUAUGAGAUUCGUGCGCUGGAGGCGGGGAUGCGCAAUGCCAGAGGUGCGCUGACGAGCCGGGCGUUCCAAAAGGUGCCGAGGAGCCUGAGGAGGAGGACGGCGAGCCAUAAUGUGAAGAGGGUGCCGUCGAGGCUGAGGGCGAGGGCGAAGAGGGAGAUGAUUGAAGAUAAUACGCCCACCGUGACUGCUCGCCGCCGCAAACCGACUGAGCAGCUACGCCUUCGUUUAGAAACAGCUCGCCGGCUACAAAACUUGAAUGCUCGUUCAAAAGCGAAACGAGCUGCCAAAAGAGCUGCUGUCGACGGCGCAGCUCCCGCUACAGAUGCCGAACAUUCCACCAACAUUGCGCCUCGCGUGCCCAAAAUCAAGAAAAACAAGCUCUCGCAUCCCGCGAAGCCUACGUCGAAAUAUAAGAAACGCCAGCGGGGGAAGACGUGGUUGCCGACGCAUAUGUUUCACGCCAAACGGGCACACAUGACGGAGCCGAACGCACCGCUGUGGCGGUUUGCGAUUCCCUUGACGCCUACGGAGAAAUCUUAUAGGCCUACGCAUCGUGCGAAUGGUGCUAGGGGGGCGAUAGCGUGGGAUAUGAGUUAUAUGUCAACCAUUGGGCUGGAAGCAGUGGAAGCGAGUAUAGCGGGCUUGCUGAAAGCCGUGGGCGUUGAGGGAGAUGCAGCAUGGGGAAAUACAGGUAAAAAAUGGCGGGCAGGGACCAGAAGCCUGGAGGCCUGGUUGCAUGAAAGAGACGGUGAAAAACUGCCCAUUGCUCCAGUUACACUGAUCUGGUGCGCGCAUGAUAAGACAGAAGAUGUUGAAAUGGUUGAUGCCAGCAAGCCUUCAUCGGGCAAGAAACUACCGAAACGCAAGAUGCUUCUUCGUGUCCAUCCGUCCGCUUUCUUGCAACUUUGGCAAGAGUUGCUGAAAGUGUCCAAGAUACAGAAACCGCCAGUUCUGCUUGAGGAUCUCCGUUUCGAAAUUGGAAGCAUUGAACUAUCCGGACCGGGCUCGACUGAAACGCUACUCGCAGCUCUAAGCCCCGUCUCCCUCCCUGAAGGUACUAUCAGACCAUCACGAUGCCCGGAGGAAGUCUGGCAGUCUCUUGUUGGCCUAACAAAUCCUGCUUCGCUUCCCAGGAACGCGCUGUUGGCGUUUAACAUCUCUGAUCCACGCCUGCGACAUCCCCCGCGCACAGUCGAACAGUCAAAUUCAGAAGAGAGCGCCAGCGAUCUUGCUAGACUUUUAUCAUCUUGGCCUCCAGACUCAACACAAUCAAGACCCGAGUUAUUCUCGCGUCCUUGUCGGUUAAAGGCCUCACGAAUCCUUCCCAGCCAGAAAGCAAUCAAUAAAAGGAAGGCAUUGGCCCCGCCAGGCGAAUAUCCGCCAUCGAACCCGGCUGAUCCGCAAAUUCCGGUUAUCCUUCUUGCAUCUCGCCUGGGAUGUCCAUCAGUCAACUCCAGUGUUCACGGACGCUGGACUAUCCUUCUCCCCUGGAAGUGUGUGGUGCCAGUAUGGCAUUCUAUCAUGUACUAUCCACUCUCUUCCGGCGGUAAUCCCAGAUUCGGUGGGGUCUACGAACAGCAACAACUUGCGUUUGAGGCCGGGGAGGCCUGGUUUCCGGGCGAUUUUCCUGGGACACAGGCUGGAUGGACGUGGGAGGUUCGGCAGCGAGCUUUACGGAAAGCUGAGUGGGAACGAAAGCCAAAAGGGAAGAGGGUGGAAUAUGACAGCGUCAAUUUAGGGAACGACAGGCGGGGAGAGAUCGGGCGCGGUUGGGCGUCUGACUGGGAGAGACUCGUCGGGGAGCGGACUCCAAAGGACUCGGAUGACACUGCCAACAAGAUGGCGAUGGAUACAGACCCCAAGGCACAAGCUACCGCUACCCCGAAAAACGGCGACGCUGGCCCAGAGGAAUCCCAAACUCCGCCUCUCGGGAUUCAUCAGCUCUCGCCGUCCGCUGCAUCUUAUAUCCUUCCUAGGAAAGCCAAAUCUGAACGUGUUUCGUCUCCUCUCUUGGAGAGACCCGCCCUCGCAACUGUCAAGAUCAGCCUUAUCAAUCGCGGGACCCCAACUCCACGAGCUCGAAUCUAUCGUCUCCCAACGAUAGACCCCGUCCUCCGGUCGAAAUGGCUAUCGCUCCUCAACAACUCGUCUGGCUCGUCUCAGGUUGCGGCCACCACGUCUUUGACAUGGUCAAAACCCACAAAAAAGCAUAAUCCACAACAUAACAAACAGAAACUGCUCGCUGAAGGAUCUACCGCGAAUUCUAAAAGUCACCCGCCUCCGAUUUCGCUUCUCCCAAGUUCCGAAGAGCCGCAGCCUCAUCUUCCACUUCCAGGUGAAGAGGACUUGAUUGGAUUUGUAACGACGGGGAACUACAACCUGAAUGCCGGGAAAGGAACGGGGAUUGGAGCAAUAUUGGCAAAUAAGUUGGAGGCUUAUUUCCCUCGCGCACCGGCUGCGCACGAAGCUGAAGGUGCAGGCCAUGUUCAAUCCAAUAUUCCGACUGUGAAAAUCGGGAAAGAAAAGUUGUCUCGAUUAUGUAUCGUGCGAGCAGCCGGUGAAGGUGUUGGAAGGUUGGGCUGGUGGGAAGUUUGA
Molecule: messenger RNA, 2805 nt
Organism: Uncinocarpus reesii 1704
Lineage: Eukaryota; Fungi; Ascomycota; Eurotiomycetes; Onygenales; Onygenaceae
Exons: 2
Coding region: 1-2805 (934 amino acids)
Biological process (GO): tRNA 5'-leader removal
Cellular component (GO): ribonuclease MRP complex; nucleolar ribonuclease P complex
Source: RefSeq, a predicted model, not a curated record